ACUGAGGGAAAAUAAUAUAAUGAAUGUUUCUGAUGUGAUUUCUAAAAAAAUAAAUACGAGAAUUAUUCGUUUUAAAAUCUCAUCAUUCAUGUUGUAUAUGUAAUUAUUUAUAAGAACAUCUACAAACGCCAGAAACACAUUAAACGCUGAUGACAGCAAUUUUAGAUUGAAAAACAAAUGUUUCACAACAGCAUCAGCUGAUUGUUCGACAGCAAACAUAGCAAUAAUGUUGUGAUUUGAACAUUCAAAUUGGAUUCCGGUUCGCCGCGUCAGUCGAGUCGUGGCGCUCGCUCACUUGCCCGUUGAGUCGGCAUACAGCUAACGUGAAUAAAGUUUUCUUUCGGCUAAUAAUCGGCGGUGAAAGUCGGCGCAGAUGUCGCGUGAACAAUCGUCAAGAAAUGUCCACUGUCCGUUUGUACUUUGAAUAAAUUAAUUGGAGGAUUUCUAAAGCGUGCCAUGGUGUUAGCUGGUGAUUUAAAAUCGAAUAUAUGUGUAUAAAUGUGCGAACCUAGUGAGAACAGUGGUUAUUUUAUUUUGAGUCUGUAAAUUAUAUAAAUUAAUAAACUAAAGUGAAUAUGGCCUUAAAAAUGGAACAGAAAAAUGAUCUUGAUUUUAUACUCAAAAACUUGUUGGCUGGAGGUGUCGCGGGUAUGUGCGCAAAAACGACAGUGGCGCCACUAGAUCGCAUGAAGAUUCUACUCCAAGCCCAGUCAUCCCACUACAAGAACCAUGGCGUCUUGGGCGGAUUGACAGCUAUCGUGAAGAAGGAAUCCCUAAUAGCCCUCUACAAAGGGAAUGGAGCCCAAAUGGUCAGGAUAUUCCCGUACGCAGCUACGCAGUUCACCAGCUUUGAGAUUUACAAAAAGUACCUAAGCGGAGUCCACAUACCGGUAGUCCAACAUGGCGACAAGUUUGUGGCGGGCGCGGGAGCGGGUGUGACAGCUGUCACUCUGACAUACCCACUCGACACGAUUCGCGCGCGCCUCGCGUUCCAGAUCACGGGCGAGCAUAAGUACAACGGCAUCGCUCAUGCAGCUACCACCAUGUUCCGAACGGAAGGCGGUAUCCGAGCCCUGUACCGCGGCUUCGUGCCUACGAUGAUGGGCAUGGUGCCGUACGCCGGGUUCAGCUUCUACUGCUUCGAGUCGCUCAAGUUCUUCUGCAUGAAGUACCUGCCGACCACGCUCUGCAGAAAGUGCGAGAGGAAUACCGGUGGUCUAGUGCUAACAGUGCCGGGCAAGUUGGUGUGUGGCGGGCUGGCGGGGGCCGUGGCUCAGUCCGUCUCGUACCCGCUUGACGUGACGCGACGCCGUAUGCAGCUCGCCUGUAUGGACGCCCAAACCGCCAAGUUCGGCAUCGGCAUGGUGAAGACGUUGACUCUCAUAUACCGUGAGAACGGUAUAGUGAAGGGUCUAUACCGCGGUAUGAGCAUCAACUACAUCCGAGCGAUACCGAUGGUAGCCACUUCAUUCUCCACUUACGAACUAAUGAAGCAAUUACUCCAACUCGACACAGGAAUGAUGGUAUCGUAACUCCAAUAGAAAGAUUGAUUGAUUAUUAUUUUCAUCGUUGUAUCUGGUAGGUAAAAUUGGGCACACAUUUUUUGCGUUCAGCUAUAUACGAAUUUUUUUUUAAUAUCAGACGUCAUUACUAUAAUUAGAAAGUUAUUUCUGCUUGUUAUUACCUUUUGUAGAGGGUACCUAUAUUACCGUUGUCCCCUAAAUGGUAAGCAAGUAACAUAAAAAUGAUUUAUUUAUCCAGUGAAGGACGAAGGAAAUUAUUUAAAAAAAAUGUCUGCUUUUCACACUAGGGUCGUUAAAGAGGUGGGUGAUACCUCAUUUCUUACGGAGAAGGAAUAAGCGUUAAUUGACACUCUUGAUGAGCUUAAUUCCAGGUAGUUUCUUUUUCUUAUAAAGACAGAACCCAAAAUACGCGUUUAUUUAUAUUUUUGUAGCUGACGGACUUAAUCGAUAU
Molecule: messenger RNA, 1974 nt
Organism: Spodoptera exigua (beet armyworm)
Lineage: Eukaryota; Metazoa; Arthropoda; Insecta; Lepidoptera; Noctuidae
Source: the annotation of a GenBank genome assembly